This is a messenger RNA of Psammomys obesus (fat sand rat), 972 nucleotides long. Its product is annotated as olfactory receptor 51G2-like. Gene Ontology annotation, molecular function: olfactory receptor activity; G protein-coupled receptor activity. Gene Ontology annotation, cellular component: membrane. The transcript has a single exon. Lineage: Eukaryota; Metazoa; Chordata; Mammalia; Rodentia; Muridae. Gene Ontology annotation, biological process: G protein-coupled receptor signaling pathway. The record is from RefSeq and is a predicted model, not a curated record. The coding region runs from base 1 to 972 and encodes 323 amino acids.
AUGCUUCCUGCCAACAUCACUAGCUCCAUCUACUCCACCUUCCUGGUUACAGGGAUUCCAGGGCUGGAGGCUGUGCACACCUGGAUAUCAAUACCAUUCUGUGCCAUGUUCCUCAUUACCAUGGUGGGCAACAUGGCCAUCAUAGUUCUUAUCUGGCAGGAGCAGGCUCUUCAUGUUCCUAUGUAUCUUUUUCUAGCCAUGUUAGCUGCCUCUGACCUGGGUCUCUCUCUCUUUACCUUCCCCACUAUGUUGAGGAUCUUCUUGCUGGAUGCUAGAGAGAUGACCACCUCUGCUUGCUUCACCCAAAUGUUCUUCAUUCACACCUUCCAAGACCUUGAAUCAGCUGUCAUUCUGGCAAUGGCCUUCGACCGAUAUGUGACCAUUUCUCACCCACUUCAUUAUCACUCCAUUCUCACAACCACUGUGAUUGCCAGGAUGGGAUUGGCUAUUGUUGUACGAACCUUAACUGUGCAGGUGCCUCUCCCCAUUCUCUUGAGGAGACUUCACUUUUGUCACUCCAACACCCUUUCUCAUUCCUACUGUUUGCAUCCUGACAUCAUAAAGCUUUCCUGCUCCAGUACUAGAAUCAACAGUAUCUUUGGACUGUUUGUGGUGCUCUCUACCAUGGGGCUUGACUUUCUCCUCAUCCUUCUUUCUUAUGUAUUGAUCCUGAAAACAGUACUGGGCAUGGCUUCCCAAAGUGGUCGCCUCAAGGCUCUCAACACCUGCAUAUCUCAUCUUUGUGCCGUGGUCCUCUUCUUCACGCCCAUGAUCUGCCUAUCCAUGCUGCACCGCUUCGGCCCAAGACUUCCCUCACAUGUCUAUGUGACCUUGGCCAACAUGCAUUUCUUAAUUCCCCCUGUAAUGAACCCGAUUGUCUAUGUGGUAAAAACCAAGCAGAUCAGAGACAAAAUUCAGAAACUUUUCAUUAUAAAAGCAACAGAAAAAGCUCAGGUGGCAUCUGUAACAUAA